AUGAUAAUGUCCCUGCUGGAGAAGCAACCCUCCAAUCGUCUGCCCCUCGAGGAGCUUGAAAGCACUCUACUGGCCAAUCACCGACCGGCUCUCAUCCCCGAAGAUCUGGGAUUCACCUGUCUGCGCGACCUCCUUAUUUCCUUCCCUUUUGUCCAGAUUCUGCGUCUUCCACCCACGGCCUCCUACAGCCCCAGUGCCAGUGAGGAACUGCUGGGCGGAUGGCAGGAGAAUGCAGUGGACGACGAAGGCCUGGCGGAGGGCUCGGGGGACAAUUCCGACCAGACAGUCGUUGGAGAGAAAGACGUGGAGAAAGGUGAGCAGACGAUAGCGACAGCGCUGGAACCGGCACCGGUGGAGACGGAAACAGAAAAAGAUGACUGUUUGGAGGCGGCGACGUCAAGGCAAACUGAACACUCACCAUCACCGUUACUGCCGCCACCGCCGCUCGGUGGCUGUGAAAAGCCGCGUGAAAUCCUCUGUCUCACCGACCGCAGUCAUAUCAAACAACUCGCCUAUCGUUGUCUUCAACUGCUCUUCGGCUCGCCCUUCUGUUCCCUGCAGGAGGCGGAAUUCAAACGACGCUUUGUGCAGUCCUUCAACGAGGAGGUCAAUCUGGACUGCAUUAAACGUGAGAUGGGUGACUUCAUUCAGUCUACCGGUGAGACGAGUGGCGACGAGGUCGACGGUGGCAACAACGCGAUUCCCGUGACUCUUACCGGCACCGCCGAAAACUACUCUAUUGCUACCUCCACACAGAUCAUCGCCUUGACACCUAUCAUAGUCUUUGCGCGUCAGCUGCGCACCCUGCUCCUGCGAACACGCGGUCGAAUGAUGCUGGCUCUGCUUGAGACCAUCUACCACAGCACAUUUGGCCUCCCCCUGCGUCCGGAGGCCUACGGCUACCCCUCAAUUUCUACCCUCGUUGGGGCAGUCAGUUUCAUCGCAGUGAUUCGCGGCAGAGGCGCAAGGGCCACGCUGUUCUUGGCGCAAGACUACCUU
Dibothriocephalus latus is the source of this 999-nucleotide messenger RNA. Lineage: Eukaryota; Metazoa; Platyhelminthes; Cestoda; Diphyllobothriidea; Diphyllobothriidae. The record is from the annotation of a GenBank genome assembly.